This is a messenger RNA of Eremothecium gossypii ATCC 10895, 1587 nucleotides long. It is a transcript of the gene PRP9, whose product is annotated as SF3a splicing factor complex subunit PRP9. Gene Ontology annotation, cellular component: nucleus; spliceosomal complex. Lineage: Eukaryota; Fungi; Ascomycota; Saccharomycetes; Saccharomycetales; Saccharomycetaceae. Gene Ontology annotation, molecular function: zinc ion binding; RNA binding. Bases 1 to 1587 code for a protein of 528 amino acids. The transcript has a single exon. Gene Ontology annotation, biological process: mRNA splicing, via spliceosome. The record is from RefSeq and is marked provisional.
AUGUCGUCGUUAGAGGAGAAGAGAGCCAUAUUAGAGGAAUUGGAAGUUAUUGAAGGUGCAAUAUCGGCGAGGAUAGAACGUAACCCCGAGAUCUACUAUUCAUACCUAAAAGAAUUGCAAUUGGUAAAUCCCGAUGAGAAGGUGCUCGAUAAUAUAUCGAAAGAUGAUAUCAAUUCCAAUCGCAUUUAUGUAAACAAGAAGGCUCGGAGGAGUAGGAAACAGCUGAUACUACAGCAGCACGAAAUUGCGCGCUUUCUGCAGCGUUACUGGAAGCAGGUGAAACGUUUAAAUGCAUUUAAAAGCGAUGAUAUCGAAUCGUUGCGAGAUCCAAACAUGAAUUUCGAAACGUUCGAAGCUGAUAUCAAGGAGCUGCAAGAAAGACAGGCAGAGGGUGCGGACUCGGAGUCUGCCAUUUCUUCUCUAGAGCGCAAGCGACGAGAAUAUUCCAUGUUUUCAGCGUCCAGCGGGGCAGAUCAGACCAUUUUGUCGAACGUCGGUCAGUUCAUCGAUGUAAAUAAACUUUUUAUGUGGGAGGAGCAUUAUGGAGAAUACUUAUUCCUGGAACGACUACACCAGGAUUGGCUCAACGUUGUCAAGGAUGGCAGUGUCACGUUGCUGCAGUUCAUCGCCUUCCUGGAGAGCUUCGCAGGGACCGGAUAUCUGACCGCGCCGCCUGUCGACCGUAAUAGCAAACGCUACCAGGUUUUUAUCCAGAAGCUUGUUACCUACCUCGAGGGCGCUUUUCGUAACACAUAUCCUCUGUUAAACCACCGGUUGCUAGAGAACCGCAUUAGCCAGAGCUUCGAGUCAUAUAUUGCUAAUCCCGUAGAAGACCCUCCGCGUGGAUUGUUGUGCAUAGCAUGUGGGAAGCACUUUAAGGUAGGGACAGUAUUUGCGGGUCAUUUGCUCGGUAAGAAGCACGCCCAGAGCGUGACCACCAAGGUCGCGACACUGCGCGCGGAACAUACGCUUCAUUACCUAGUGAUUUACCUUGCAACAAGCAUUGAGAAUACACGUGCGCUGGUAGAAAGAAAGUAUGCAUUCACGUCUGGUGAGCGGAACCGGGAGAUGGCUACCAUUCGAGAUGCAUACGACGCGCCAGCUUAUAGUUCUGGGGAACCCGAGGAUGUCAUUGAAACCCCUCAACAACAGCAGAACGCUCAUCCAGAUGACGUUAAUCCGCUCAACCUACCGCUUGGUCCGGAUGGUUAUCCCAUUCCUUACUGGCUGUACAAGUUACAGGGCCUGGACAUCGAGUACGCAUGUGAAAUAUGCGGCAAUCACGUCUACAAGGGACGCAGGAUCUUCGAACGCCAUUUUCAGGAACAGCGCCAUGCCUAUGGCCUUCGAUGCCUUGGAAUUGAACCGUCGCCUGCAUUUAAAGACAUAUACAACAUUGCAGAGGCCCAGCAGCUAUUUCAGAGCCUGCAAUCCUCGACUGGCCCAGCUGGCCUAGCGACAAGGCGUGCAGGUGCCAUCUCAUCUUCCGCCAACACAAGGAAACUCGAGGUUGAGGUGGAAGACGAAGAUGGAAACGUCAUGACGCAUCAAGUCUAUGAAGACCUCAAAAAGCAGGGUCUCCUCUAA